CAGCCCCGAGGAAGCCGCUGCAGCGCGUGGGAAGCGGCGUUCCGGAGCCUGAGCAAGUGAGCGAGCGGAGCUGCGCCAGGCAGCAGCGUUUCCCGCCCCCGAUGUGGUUCUUGGAGAAGAUGCGGGCGUCCCCCGGAGAAGCCGGCCUGCUGGGCCCCUUGUUCCUCGCUCUGCCCUCCGAGAAGGGCCAGGCGGCCGCCACCCUCGCCUUCCCCAACAUCUUGACCCCAGACCGCAUCCCGGAGUUCUGCAUCCCUCCGCGGCUGAGCAGCCCUCCUCCGCCGGCCAAGAGCCCCAGCCCUGCCUUCCAGCCCCGCCACAGCCUGACUGAGCCCGGCUUGCAGGAGGCGGCCUCCCUCGGCCCCUGCCUCUUCCCACCCCACCUCAUCCAGGUGGAGAGCGUGGAGGAGCUCCAGGAGCCGGAGCAGGAGCAGGGCGGCACCAACUCGGACCCCCAGUCGCAGGCUGCCCUCUCUCUGCCCCACGUGCCCAGGACCCAGACCUCCUACGGCUUCUGCAUGCUGCUGGAGAGCCCCCACACCCGGAGGAAAGAGUCCAUCUUUCACAGCGAGGUCUCGGGCAGCUCCCUGGUCUUGCCCCGGUCCCGGUCCCGUAGCUACGGUGGCAGGGAGCCUGCCUCCAGCCCGGUGGCCAUCCGCCGGCACUUCUUCAGCAGGCAAGGCGCCUGGGACAGUGACACGGCCUCCUCCAGCGAGUCCUCGCCCUUCGGCUCACCCCUCUUGGGCAGGUCUCCCACCCGGGCCGGCUGCCUCCUCAAAGCCCGGAGCCAGGAGCGGCUGUUGGCCAAACCCUGGAGGGCCCGGAGGCUGUCCAGUACCACCCGGGCCGGCUCCCUGUCUUUGGACGAGGGCAGUUCCACGGACAGCAGCCCCGGGUCUCCGCGAUGCUCUUCGGAAAGCCCCCUGCCCCCGCCGGCCUCCAGCCUCCUCCCCCUGCCUGCCUUCCCCCUGGACUAUCCCUGUGGUCGAGAGCGGCUGGGCAGGGAAGCCACCGUGGUGAUGGACAAGGGGGGGCUGCUGCGCCUCUCCUCCGAGCACUGCCCCACCAACCAGCGCCUCCGCAUCCGGCUGAUCAGUGUGGAAGGACUCUACCGGGAGGCCCCCCUGGAGCCCAAGAGCAUCAACUGCUGCAUCACCUUCUCGCUCCUGCCGGGGAAGGUCCAGAAGCAGCGCAGCACCGUCAUCAAGCGGAGCCGCAACCCCAUCUUCAACGAGGACUUCUUCUUUCUCGGCGUCUCCGAGGACCACCUGCGCCGGCUCUCCCUCCGGAUGAAGGCUUUGAACAAAGGGGGGAACAUGAAGAGGGACCUGGUUUUGGGGGAGAGCGAAGUGCCUUUGAUGCAGAUUUUAGCCACCUGACAAACUCGGAGACACCACCACCACCAACCCCCGCCCCGAGAUCUAUUUAUUUAUUUAUUUAUUCUCUGUAUUUUUUUUAAUAAAGUAGAAUUUUAUUUAAAUAUGCA
Pantherophis guttatus is the source of this 1486-nucleotide messenger RNA. Its product is annotated as C2 calcium-dependent domain-containing protein 4C-like. NCBI's taxonomy places the organism in Eukaryota, Metazoa, Chordata, Lepidosauria, Squamata, Colubridae. The record is from RefSeq and is a predicted model, not a curated record.